UGUCCAGAGGAAUCAUAACACCACAUCAGAAGUCGCUCUAUUCUUCCUCUUCUCGUUCCAUUCCCGCUGUUUAACGUCACUUUUCCAAUGGCAGCGGGUUUAAUCUUUCUCUGAAAAGCGGCUUUUGUAUAAAUCUUCAACAUUGUUCGAGCAGUGACAUGAAAACAGGAGGCUGUUCGCCGGAGGAGCUAACCGGAAGCAGCCAGGAGCUAGCGAGCGGCUGUUCGGCGGAGGAAUGAUAAGAAGACGGGCCUGAAGCAGCUGGAAACAUGUGUCCUGUGUAACUAACCGACAGCAUGUGACACGGACACUCUGCUCAACCCACAAAACCAGUUGGUGUCGAUCAAAAUGCCUCGACUGGACGAGCUGGCCAACGUUGUCCUCCGGGUGCCGAGCAUCCUGCUGCUGGACCUGCUGUACAGAUGUGACAUCGAAGGUUUGACGGAGCACCUCAGGGCCAAAAAUGAAGACAUGCUCUUCAAGUACAAAUAUGUCAUCUGGAACCUGUACUACCUGGGUCAUGUGAUUAACGUGGUGGUGUUGGUUCUGCCAUUGAGACACAUUGUGACUCUCUACCUCCACAUCCUGGCUGUGCUGCUCCUCUACAUGGGGCAUCAGAUUUCCAAGGACUAUGUACGUGAAGAGCUACACUAUGGUUUUGAAGGAGCAGUGUACCUCGAUUCUCUGGUCUUCAACAGAUUUGUCUCUGCAAUGACCAGUCAGAUUAUUCUUGGCACGCUGUGUGCCUUCCUGAUGAAGACCAGGAAGGUGUGGCUGUUCUCAGCCCACAUGCUGCCCCUGGUGGCCAGACUCUGCGCUGUGCCUCACGCUACGCUGCUCACGGUCAACACGUUCGCGAUGGGACUGACGGGAUCGGGGAUCGCCAUGUUCCUCCUCUCCAACCUGUUCGUGCCAUACCGCCUUGCAAGGGCUGUCUAUUCAGAGCUGCUACAGGUGGAGGUGAUUGAACUGUACAGGCUCCUGGCUGUGGGAAUCUCUCUGUGGAACCAGUUUGCCGUCCCAGUCCUCUUCAGCGUCUUCUGGUUUGUUCUGUUCAUCGUUCAGCUCUGCAACGACGCCAUGUCAGGCAACGCGGCCUCGGCAGCCAAUCAGGGGAUCAUGUUCUUCCUGCUCACGAGUGUGUCUGAAUGUUGUGCCACGCCGUACUCUCUCGUGGGCCUGACCUUCGUGGUGUCCUAUCUGGCUCUCGGGCUGCUCAACCUUUGCAAGUUGUACCUGGGAGGUUACAUCGCAGUUCAGAAUGAGAACGUCAUGCACAGGGGUGUGACGGAGGGCGUCACUCUGCUCCUGCUCGCCCUGCAGACAGGUCUGUUGGACAUGCAGGCCCUGCAGCGCACCUUCCUCCUCAGCAUCAUCCUCUUCAUCGUGGUGACUUCAACCCUACAGUCAAUGAUCGAAAUUACAGAUCCGGUCAUUCUGGCUCUGGCUGCGUCCCGCAACAGGAGUCUGUGGAAACACUUCCGCGGCCUCAGCAUGUGUCUGAUGCUGCUGGUGUUCCCAGUGUUGAUGGCGUUUAAAAUCGCCCAGUUCUUCCACAUGGACUUCUGGCUCCUGAUCCUCGUGUCCAGCUGCAUUCUGACUUCCCUUCAGGUUACAGGCACCCUGCUGAUCUACUCCCUCUUCAUGGUGGAGCUGUUUCGCAGCGACCCGAUUGAGAGCCUGGACGAGGUGAUCUACUGGGUGAACGCCGUCAGCCGGGUGCUGGAGUUCGUGGUGGCGCUCUGCGUGGUGGCCUACGGCACCUGGGAGUCUCUGUUCGGGGAGUGGAGCUGGAUGGGCGCCUCUGUCAUCAUCAUCCACUCGUACUUCAACGUUUGGCUCAGAGGUCAGUCCGGCUGGAGGAGCUUCCUGCUCAGACAGGAAGCGGCCAAGAAGAUCAACUCCCUCCCCAGGGCGACGGCUCAGCAGCUGCAGCAACACAACGACGUCUGCUCCAUCUGCUUCCAGGAAAUGAGCUCCGGUGUGAUCACAUACUGUCGACACUUCUUUCACGGCAACUGCCUCCGCAAGUGGCUGUACGUGCAGGAGACCUGUCCCAUGUGCCACCAGUCGGUCAGGCCCACCCCCCCAGGCCAUGGCGAGGCUUCGGGUGAGGCGGCGGCCGAGAGAGACGUGGGUCCAGAUCCGGCUGCACGACACGAGUUUAACAACCCAGACAUCAACGUGCCGCAAGAGACUCACAGUGACGACGCAACUCCUGAUUCCGCCGAGCAGCAGGAGCAGAGGGAAAGGUCAGAGGGUGGAGCUUGUGACACACAAGAUAAAGAUCAACCAGUGGAACUUCAAAGAGAGGCCGCUCAAGGUCUUCGGUUCAGCUCCAAUGGAGACUUUGUGGGAUUUGUCAACCCAUCGUGCAGCUGGUCUCCAGUGGAGCCUUGUAGUUCCCACGUGCACCAAGAGGAAACCUCUCCUCCCGACAUGCCCGGCCCAGGUGAGGAGAACGUGACGGACUCACCACUGCCUUCGUCUCCUGAUGACAUGACUACCAUGGAGGAGCAAUGUGAGACUAAUGAAUCAGGACAUGGAGACAGUGCUAGCUUUUGUCUUAGAGGGACACAAGAUGGCAGUGGUAGUCAUGACGGCUGCGACGGGACACAUCCAUUAUGUAAAGACCUUGAUUUACCAGAAUUAAACAAUGCUGAUAAAGAAUCGAGAGGCCGUCCCACGUAAUACGAGCCUUGUUCUUUUGUGAAACCUCCCGUGAUGACUCAGAACUCUGCAUUGAUGAUCCUCACCGUCGUCAAGGAUAACGGUACACAAUCAGAUCCUGAGAGGCUGAACCCUGUCCCACACGACCCCCGGCUGUCCUCCACCGGACGCCACCGUCUCUUUGCACAAGCACAGAUCUCAGUGACUGACCGCCCUGCAUCAGUGCCUUGAAGGGUCUCAGAGUGGGACAUGGUGACCCUCCAUCACGGGGAAUAAAACCCAUUUGCCUUCUCUCUGUGAACCAAUAGAAAGUGAAUCUGUAUCUUGUACCAGACAGUGUAGUGAAUGUGCUUCAGUUUAGUCCAUAACGUGCAUCUGGAUUUAAUUAGGGAGACGAGAUUUGGUGAAAUGAAUACCCUUGUUGUACAAUUGUUAAAAAAAAUAUAUAUAUAAAUAAUUAAUGGAAACCAUGUUUAACUAUAAAGCAAUUACCUUGCAACAAUAUUUGAGCAGGUUAGAAGGAAAAACUUCAAUUGAAUUUUAUUUAUUUGUAUUUAAUUUUCUAAUGUAAAGCAUUUCUUGUGCAGGCAAUGUGGCAAAAAGGAAAAAGCUGCAGCAGUUCAGCAGCAGCAUCAGCCUGUUGUACUGCAGCAGCCUCUGUCUCCCAGUAUUAAAUCACAGCUGUGAACAUGUACCUUUCUUUUUUUUUUUUCUGUAGGCUCUGUGUUAAUAAAAUCCCCACUGGCUCACAGUGAGGCUGACAUGAACAUUCUGUCUGUAGCUUCCAGGGCUGGUCUGUGGAUGAGGAGAUGAUACGGUGUUUGACAACACGGUGUAAUUUCCUAAUCAUCUUUAAUUUAGUGACAUACUCACAAAAUGCUAUUAAUGCUCAUUCUCAUUGUUAUUGAAGGACGUAUUUUAAAAACAAGUCCUGGCAAAGCAACUUGUUAAAAACUUGUAUUUUUGUUGAUAACUCCAACUUGUAUUCUAAACCAAACACACACAUUUAAAUGUUUUCUUUCAAAACUCACAUUUUUGUAGAAGA
Limanda limanda (common dab) is the source of this 3715-nucleotide messenger RNA. Its product is annotated as RING finger protein 145. Gene Ontology annotation, cellular component: endoplasmic reticulum; endomembrane system. Bases 349 to 2691 code for a protein of 780 amino acids. Lineage: Eukaryota; Metazoa; Chordata; Actinopteri; Pleuronectiformes; Pleuronectidae. The transcript is spliced from 11 exons. Gene Ontology annotation, molecular function: zinc ion binding; ubiquitin protein ligase activity. The record is from RefSeq and is a predicted model, not a curated record.